Molecule: messenger RNA, 414 nt
Organism: Lactuca sativa (garden lettuce)
Lineage: Eukaryota; Viridiplantae; Streptophyta; Magnoliopsida; Asterales; Asteraceae
Source: RefSeq, a predicted model, not a curated record
AUGGCCCUUCAACCGAGACUAGAAGAUGAUCCAUUGGUGAAGGCAUUGAAAGCUUUUGAAAUUGAGAGUUUGAAAUCACUAGUGGGCGAUUGUGAACAAGAUAAAGACAUGCGGGCCAUGGCAUACGAAGAACUGGAGCAGGCGUUGAAAGAAGAAGGAUAUGUGCAUAAUCUGCUACUCAAGGCUUUAAUGCCUAAGGAUGAUGCGGAUGAAAGGGACUGCAUUUUGGAAGUCAGAGCAGUACACCAUGACUCCAGGUAUGAGAACUACUCGCUGAAAAAGGUUUGGAGGUUUGAGGUGGUGGAUGUGACGGAAGAUGACAGAUUAGGGAACUGCUUCAUGUGCCUAAUCAACCUUAAGAAUGCCAUGUCAACGAUUGCUCUCCAUAACUCUGUGAGGAAGAUGACAGAUUAG